AUGGAACAUGAUGAGUUUAGUGUGAUUGGUGGUGUGGGUGCUAGUUCUGUUGAGUAUUUUCUGAAAAGUAGCAAGGAGAUUCAUUGCCAUGUUAUCAAAAGUGGGCUUGAAACAGACAGUAUGAUUCAAACAUCACUUAAUGAAAUAUAUGGCAAAUGUGGUCUGAUGUAUUAUGCAGAGGGGGUUUUUAAUAGGAUUAUUUCAAGGAAUAUUGCUGCUUCAAAUGCAAUGAUUGGUGGUUUAUGUGCUAAGUACUCGUUUUCUGGAGUUAUAUACUUGCUUGAGAUUUAUGCAAGAGGAGCUGUCUUAGAAGGUAAAACUAUUCAUGGCUAUGCCACAAGGAAAAGUUUUUGUUGGAAACUGCUUCAGUUGAUAUGUAUGGACGGUGUGGGUUGGAAUUACUUUGAAUCAAUGAAAGGGGAUGGUAUAGAUCCUGAAAUUGAGCACUAUGGCUGUAUUAUUGAUCUUCUUGUUCGCAGCAGGAAUACUGACCAAACCAAACGUUUCUUUGAAGAAAUGCCACUGGUCCCAACAGCCAGGAAAUGGGGUUCUUUGUUGACUGCAAGCACAGUAAACAAUGACAUGGUCUCAGCUGAAUUUGCCACAAGGCAUAUUCUACCUUGGGACCACGAUAGCACAGACGCUGGGAGGUGGGCAGAUGCAAGUCAGAUAAUUAAGAGAAUGAAGGACUAG
Mangifera indica (mango) is the source of this 693-nucleotide messenger RNA. Its product is annotated as pentatricopeptide repeat-containing protein At4g35130, chloroplastic-like. Lineage: Eukaryota; Viridiplantae; Streptophyta; Magnoliopsida; Sapindales; Anacardiaceae. The record is from RefSeq and is a predicted model, not a curated record. The transcript is spliced from 3 exons. Gene Ontology annotation, molecular function: protein binding; RNA binding. Gene Ontology annotation, biological process: RNA modification. Bases 1 to 693 code for a protein of 230 amino acids.